Messenger RNA from Athalia rosae (coleseed sawfly), 1131 nucleotides. RefSeq names its product stress-associated endoplasmic reticulum protein 2. Gene Ontology annotation, biological process: endoplasmic reticulum unfolded protein response. The coding region runs from base 153 to 347 and encodes 64 amino acids. The record is from RefSeq and is a predicted model, not a curated record. Lineage: Eukaryota; Metazoa; Arthropoda; Insecta; Hymenoptera; Athaliidae. The transcript has 3 exons. Gene Ontology annotation, cellular component: endoplasmic reticulum.
UUUCCGGAGUCAAAUGGUGAAUGAGCUAAUCGUAAGUUCGGAGUUCGCUUUCUCUGUUCUGUUGAGACAUUUCGUUGAUCGGUACGAGUUCAGCUACUUCGACGCUUUCAACCCCUUAGGUGAGGUCUUCGCGGUAAUAGAAAACCGACAAAAUGGCACCGAAACAGAGAAUGCGCAUCGCUAACGAGAAGGCAACCAAAAAUAUCACUCUCAGAGGGAACGUACCCAAGUCUUCGAAAGCUGCAGAGGAUGCCUCACCGGUGGGUCCCUGGCUCUUGGCACUGUUUAUCUUCGUAGUUUGUGGCUCAGCAAUCUUCCAAAUAAUCCAGAGUAUAAGACUAGCGUAGGUGUCAAUAUCGGAGCAUUUACUCCGAUCAGACACUACCUCAGCAGUACAGCUCAUUGAUGAAACAGCAUUUUUCCAUCUGUCUAACAACCAAUGAUGACUGAAGUUCCAAGACAUAAAAUAUCUUUGGCAGAGUUCUACUUCCGGCUUUGAAAAAAAUCCAAAAACCGAUUGAACCGACGUAUCGAUAUGGCUAACUCUGCCAUUAAAUUAUUAAUAUUUAUACAUAAUAACCAGAUUGUCCAUUCAGUCUUAUUAUUCUGAUUUACAAAAACAUCGUCUGCUUUAUUCAUAUCAUAAACACAGAAUGAUUAAAAAUACAUACAAAAAAUAAUAAUAACAAUAAUAAUAAACGAGAACUGUGCAUUUAUGAGCGUUUAAUAUUCAUAAUUCACUGUCAAGUAAUUAUCAGCUAUAGAAAUCACUCGUGGGUAUUUAAAUACCGCGUCGAUGAAAGUUAUGAAGAGAAGUAAACUUGAAAAAUAAAAUGUUUGGAUCUAUAAUUCAGUCUCCAACGACUGAUUUUCUAAAGUCUUUCCAUAACGAGACUUGCUCUCUUUCCUCGACCCUCUGUAUAGUAAGUUUAUGUAAAUAGAUAUUAAGUAAACAUAUUUAUACAUAUAUACUCAAUAUGGAUGUAUAAAUUGAUUUUGCCCAACGCAUUCCAUUGUAAAUUAAUUAUACAUAAAUACAUAUGAAUAAUGGCGCCAUAUUUUUUAUCAGUAAAACCGGGCACUAUCACUAUUACUGGAUAACGAAAUAAAAAAAUAACAUGAAAUAAUAAA